AUGGCCGCGCUUCGCGCCGCGUUUCUCGGCGUGCUUGUAGCGGCAGUCGGGUCGUUCGUGUACAACGACCCGCUCGCUCUUCGCCAGCCCGUUGACGUGUCGCCUGUUCCUCUCCCGCCGCGUGCCGUCCCAGCAGCUAGUGACCCUUCGAACCGCCUUGCUUCUGCCGAGAUUAAGUACUUGCACGAGGGGAUCGGCCCUGAGAGUCUCGCCGUCGACACGAGCGGUCGGGGCCCUUACUCCGGCCUGGCAGACGGCCGCGUUGUGCGGCGGAGCGCGGACGGCAGCCAAUGGGUGCCCUUCGCUCAGGCCUCCCCGAAUCGCACCCCUCAGUUGUGUGACAUUCUGCCAAAGUCACAUCCCGACCCGUCUAAGGAACCUCUUUGCGGCCGUCCCCUGGGCCUGCGGUUUCACCCUGUAACCGGAGAGCUUUAUAUCGCGGACGCGUACUAUGGGCUGAAUCGGGUCGGCUUGAAAGGGGGACUGGCGGAGCAGCUGGUUGGCGGGAAAUCGGUGGACGGGCAGAAGGUGUCGUUUGUGAACGACCUAGAUAUUGACGCGGAGGAUGCGAACGGAACAGUGUACUUCACUGUAACGAGCACAAAAUACGAAAUGAGGAACUUCCUCUCCAUGAUUCUGGACGGCGGGGCGAACGGCGGAGUGUACAAGUAUGACGUGGCGACGGGGGAGGUGACGCAGCUGGUGGCGGGAGUGGCCUUCGCCAACGGCAUAGCUCUCUCUGCCGAUCGCUCUUUUCUCGUGUAUUGCGAGACCAUCCGAGCCAGGUGCAACCGGUACUGGCUCACAGGCAGCAAGGCAGGCAGCCACGAGGUGAUGGUGGAUUUGCCAGGCGUGCCUGACAACCCCCGACUCAACCCCCGCGGCCGCUUCUGGAUUGCCAUGCCUGCCUACCGAACCUCCGCUUAUGAUUUCCUCGCUCGCACGCCCCGCCUGCGCUCCAUCCUCCUCCGCCUCCACCUCCACCCACUCCUCCUCUACGCCGGAAUUUUCGGGCUGCCCAACGGGGUUAUCGCGGAGGUGGACUCGUCCGGGCAGAUCACGGAAAUUUUGGAGGACCGGGCGGGGAAGCGGGUGCAGGCGCCAAGUGAGGUGAUGGAGAGGGAUGGGAAGCUGUGGAUUGCGUCUCUCAUAGUGCCCCACCUCGCCGUGCUUGACUAUUCACCAGGAGGCUCCACUUCUGCCACUGCUUAG
Closterium sp. NIES-65 is the source of this 1212-nucleotide messenger RNA. The record is from the annotation of a GenBank genome assembly. NCBI's taxonomy places the organism in Eukaryota, Viridiplantae, Streptophyta, Zygnematophyceae, Desmidiales, Closteriaceae.